AUGUUAGCUGUCAAUGUAAUGAACUUGUUGUUAAUUAUAACAAACGGAAUGUUUGUUGUUUCAGGAUCCUUGUCACUAGACUCGGCUGAAAUGAGGGUGCUGGAUAGUACCUUUGGGAAUUGUGAAGUUAAAAUCCUGCCGACAAAACCAAAGUCAAUUGAUCUUGAUGUUCACGCAUUUAGUGAUGCUAAGGACGUUUUGCUCCAAUUCGGGGCUUUUUCAUUCAUCGACGGAAAAUACAACGAAGUAAUUGAAACCGAAAAAGUAUCAAUUUGUGAUCUUCCGAAAUCCGACAAUCCCUUAGUUCAGUUCAUGUACAAAGAGAUGAAAAAAGUAGGAAAUUUAACGACAGCGUGUCCAGUUUUAAAGGGACAUUAUUACGUUCAUGGCUUGACUGUUUACGAGUCAGAUGUUCCAAUGCCAUUGCCAUCAGGAAAGUUUAAGUUGGAAGUAAAUGGAACGGCUAUAAAAGAUGAUAACAAUGCAGUUCCGCUUUUUGAGUUGGAUAUAUUUUUUACUGAAAGUGUUUAA
This is a messenger RNA of Chironomus riparius, 531 nucleotides long. NCBI's taxonomy places the organism in Eukaryota, Metazoa, Arthropoda, Insecta, Diptera, Chironomidae. The record is from the annotation of a GenBank genome assembly.